GUGCCACCUAUAAUAACAAUUGUCCAAUGGAAAGAGUGCCAAGCAUAACCGCGUAAUGAGUGUUGUUUAUUUCCGUGAUUCUCCCAAAAAAUAACGCAAUUUGACUGAUUAAAAAUCCAGAUGGAAAAGAGCACGAUGAAUCGUGCCUACCUAUUAGCCGUAUUGCUCACUGCAACAAUCACAAUAAAUGGCCAGGAGGUAACUCAACAACCACCCUGGGUUAAUCAACAAUCGAACAGUGGGAACAAUCAGCAAUCGAAGCCCUGGAAUAACCAACAAUCAGGUACGUGGACCGAUCCACAGCAGAUUCCCCAGCCGAAUCAACCCCAGAGCUCAUUCAACUAUCAGCCCCAGAGCGCUUGGAGCAAUCCCCAGCUAAACUGGGGUACAAGCUCCCGAAGUGGAGGACAGACCUAUUACUACGGUGAGAUCGAGCACAAAUGCCCCAAGCACUGGAUAAGAUUUCAAGACUCCUGUUACCGCUUCAUAAAGAGCCCCAUGCGUAACCGAGAUGAUGCUAGACGCAAUUGCCAGGCAUAUCAGAGUGACUUGGUUGGCAUAAACUCAGUCGAAGAGCAUGGCUUCAUUCUCCAUCAACUCCAAUGGCAAGACCCUCAGCACAGAUCAUGGUACACUGGUGCGAGACAGGCAGGAGGCUAUUGGUCAAACGAAGCGGAUGGAUCUCAACUCGUCAACAUGGAAAACGCUUUCCUUCCGGAGCCCAAUGACGGCCUGAGCCUGCAGCGUGAUGCACUUUCCUACAACUUCAGUGACAGCUUGAAGCGUUGGGGAUUGGAGAAGGUAUCGUCUUACCAACCCCUGCUGUAUAUCUGCGAGGCACAAAUCGGGAUGCUGCAUGAUCUAGCCGAGGAUGAUCGUGAUUACACAUAUGGAAUUGAAAUAGAUAAUCCCAGGGAGAUUCCACGAGGGCCUUACUUUAUCAAACAGCCUGUCAGCAAGGUCUUUGACGUUUCUAAAAGAAAGCUCACCAAUGAGGUUACAUUGAGCUGUCUUGCUUGGGGAUAUCCCACACCGACCUAUGAAUGGUUCAAAGAGGAUUAUGACAACGCGAGACUCUUUGCAACGCCAAUUGAUCCCUUGCAGAAACCCAGGUAUACUCUCAGUGGAGGUAAUCUGAUUAUCUACAAUCCUGAUCAAACCGAGGAUCGAGGCGCAUAUCACUGCAAAGCCAGCAAUAAAUACGGUGUGAUUAUGUCUGAAACUGUUGUACUAUCGUUUGGCUACAUUCUGGAUUUCAAUCUUAAGAGGUCUGAGGAAUCGGGGGAUCAGAAUUGGGGAAAAGCGGUGUAUUGUGAUCCACCUCAGCAUUAUCCAGGGGUCAAGUACUAUUGGGCACGUGACUACUUUCCCAAUUUUGUCGAGGAAGACAAGAGAGUAUUUGUGUCGAAUGAUGGUGCACUUUACUUCUCGGCGUUGGAGCCCAUCGACAGGGGAAAUUACUCCUGCAAUGUUCAGAGUACAGCAUCCGACACUGGGAGAAAUGGACCGUUUUUUCCACUCCGGGUUAAUCCUCAUUCGUCGUUUCAGCAGUUGAAAUUUGCGAAUAGUUUCCCCAAAGUUUUCCCGGAGGCACCCAUUGCUGGUGAGGAAGUGAGAAUGGAAUGCAUUGCUUUUGGGUAUCCAGUACCAUCGUACAAUUGGACGAGAAGGGGUGCUCCGCUGCCUAGAAGUGCUGUUUUUUUGAGUUUCAACAGGGUACUUGUCAUUCCUCGAGUUAGGGUUGAGGAUCAGGGGGAGUAUGUUUGCCGACCUUUUAAUGAGAGGGCUUCCAUUGAGCAUUCAGUUUGGCUGACUAUUCAAGCCAAUCCCAAUUUCACCAUUCCUUUGGAGGAUAGACAUGUAGACUUGAGGUCUGAUCUCACUUGGACCUGUGAAGCUUAUGGAAAUCCCGAUGUCACGUAUCAUUGGUUUAGGAAUGGACAGCUGUUGGAUAAUACUACUCUCCGGGGUGAUGAGAGAGAUAGGUACUUGAUUCAGGAUAAUGUGUUGAAAAUAAUGAAGGUAGAGGAGGAAGAUGCUGGGAUGUAUCAGUGUCGAGCUAAAAAUCAGCUCAAGACAACUUACUCUUCGGCACAAUUGAGGGUUUUGUCGAUGAAACCAUCUUUCAAAAAACACCCGAUGGAGUCAGAGACUUAUGCCGCUAACCGAGGAAAUGUCACGAUCGUGUGCAAUCCAGAAGCGGCACCGAGACCUAAAUUUAUUUGGAAAAAAGAUGGAAAUAUCAUAGGGGCUGGUGGACAUAGAAGAAUACUGGCUAAUGGCAAUUUAAUUAUCAGUCCAGUAUCCCGCGAUGAUGAAGGGACUUAUGUUUGCACUGCUAGCAAUCAGUAUGGAAAUGAUGAAACGCGAGGACGACUCAUUGUAUUACGAGGUCCAAGCCUCAUCGAAACCCUGCCCGAGCGGCUGAUCACCGCUGUGAUGGAGAACCAGACCCUCCGCUGUCAAGCAGACACAGACCAAAUGCUGGAUAUUGCCUACAUCUGGAAGCACAAUGGCAUAGCGAUUCGCGAUAAAGACUUGCAGGACAACCCUCGUCUUCAAAUCGACGGUGGCAUCUUCAACAUCAUCAACAUCACCCUCGCCGAUGCUGGUGAAUACGAGUGCACGAUAAAGAGUGCAGUGGGAGACGUCUCAACUCACACAACCCUAACAGUGAGGGGCCCCCCAGGACCCCCAGGUGGAGUAUCCGUGGUGGACGUUGGAAAAAUAUCAGCCACUCUCGAAUGGACAGACGGUGCGUUCAAUGGACGACCAAUUAUCAUGUACACAGUGGCAGCUAGAACUAAAUGGACGAACAAGUGGUUCAACGUAUCGGAGAACAUAACAGCUGAAGACAUCGACAGAUACACCGGUCGUAAACGCGCUUAUUUGGAAAACGUUCUCAAUCCCUACACAACGUACGAGUUUGCUGUAUCUUCUGCUAACGAAUACGGUUACGGUCCUCUGUCUUCGCCAUCACCGCAGUUCAGUACACCCCCCGACAAGCCAACGAAAGCUCCAUCGAGGGUUGGUGGAGGAGGUGGUAAACUUGGUGAUUUGACGAUAACUUGGGAGCCACUACCACCAGCUGAUCAGAAUGGACGUGGAAUUUACUACAAAGUCUACUGGCGUCGCAAGGGAGACCUAGAAUUUCAGUCUCUUAAUCUGAAAGAUUAUGGUGACGUUGGUAUGGCUGUGGUUCAAAUCGACAAGAAGUAUUAUUAUACUGAGUACGAAGUGCAGGUUGAAGUGUUCAACGAAGCCGGAAGAGGUCCAAUGUCUGAGAUAGCAACAAUCUUCAGUGCUGAGGAUAUGCCGCAGGUGCAGCCACAGAGGAUUUCCGCUCUGGGUUAUAACAGUACAUGUUUGAAUGUCUCUUGGAUACCAAUGGACGAAACGCGAGAAAUGGUCAGAGGUAGGUUGAUAGGUUACAGACUCAAGUAUUGGCCGGUCAAUGGGCAGGAGGAGCUUGGAGUUUAUUAUCUUUCGAGAACUACUAGGCCUUGGGCUCUUAUCGUCGGUCUGCAGCCCGAUACUCUGUACUACGUCAAGGUAAUGGCUUAUAAUUCAGCUGGGGCUGGACCUGAAAGUGAAAGAUACAGGGAGAGAACAUUCAGGAAAGCACCACAGAAUCCACCAAGCUCAGUAUUCGUUUAUGAUAUCAAUCCUUCGACGAUCAGGGUUGUGUGGAGAUAUGUGCAACCGAGUCUCGAUGAGGAGCCACUCGAUGGCUACAAAAUACGUGUCUGGGAGAUUGAUCAGGAUAUGAGCACAGCUAAUGAUACUAUUAUUUCUGCUGUUGGAAAAUUAGAAGGAUAUAUUUAUAAUUUGAGCCCAGGUAAAACAUACAAUCUUCGGGUUCUUGGAUUCAGCAGGGGUGGUGACGGAAGAAUGUCCAGUCCACCCAAUACAUUCCAAAUGGGGGAUCUGUCACUUUUCAGAAACGCUGCGAGCAAUAAAAUUUUAGACUCCACCUUGGGGAUUUGUGUAAUUAUACUCUUGUGGAGAUUAGGCCUUGCUUAACUGGAGGUCUGAUUAAUUUUUAAGUAAUGAGGACGUAUUUUUUAUAUUGGUAAAAAAUGCUUGACAUUUUAUUUUGAGACAACAAUAAUUGAUGUGUUCUUACGAUUUUUAUUUUAUUGAAUAUCUCAAGUAGUUUGAUAUUUUAAGGAGGGAAUCAAAUCUCAGGGUAGGUCCAUCUUUCUCAAAGACAUUUUUUCCCUCGUCUAACGAGUAUUCCAGCCAAAACAAUAGAUCUGAAUUUUUUCAUUUGUUCAUCUCCGUUCAAUUAACAGUGAUUACUUUUUUUAUCGCUUAGCAGUUUUAAUAGUGUAAUUAUAGUUCUUUUUUAUGUUGUCCUCAGGCGCAACUAAUUUUCCGUCCAUACGUGCCGAGAUGAAUUAUACAUAUUUUAUCGCGGAUUUUAUACUUGGUACUGUAUAAAUGAUGAUUCCGUCAUGAUGCAUCACAUGCAGCAAAGAUAAUUAUGUAUGAUAAUGGCUUUCUGAUGAAAAUAAAUGCACAAUGUUAUUGAAAUGACUCCAUAAAUUUGGAGAGUUUAUAAACUGACACAGAUGCGUGAAGUGAAAAUACGUUGUGUAAAAUCUGUAAAUUGUGAAAUUUUAUAAAUACGAAGACGAUGAUUUGUGCAAAUUUAUUAAGAUGAUAUUACUCUCUUUGUCCAUGUAUUUCUACAUUCUUGUAGAAAAAAAACCAAACGAUUACGAUUUUUUAUCUUUGUAACAUGAGAAAAUUCAAAUUUUACGA
This is a messenger RNA of Fopius arisanus, 4767 nucleotides long. It is a transcript of the gene Cont, whose product is annotated as Contactin. The coding region runs from base 121 to 4023 and encodes 1300 amino acids. Gene Ontology annotation, biological process: axon guidance; cell-cell adhesion. The record is from RefSeq and is a predicted model, not a curated record. The transcript has 3 exons. NCBI's taxonomy places the organism in Eukaryota, Metazoa, Arthropoda, Insecta, Hymenoptera, Braconidae. Gene Ontology annotation, cellular component: axon; plasma membrane. Gene Ontology annotation, molecular function: protein binding.